Molecule: messenger RNA, 5668 nt
Organism: Callorhinchus milii (elephant shark)
Lineage: Eukaryota; Metazoa; Chordata; Chondrichthyes; Chimaeriformes; Callorhinchidae
Product: rapamycin-insensitive companion of mTOR
Exons: 38
Coding region: 9-5117 (1702 amino acids)
Biological process (GO): positive regulation of phosphatidylinositol 3-kinase/protein kinase B signal transduction; TORC2 signaling
Cellular component (GO): TORC2 complex
Molecular function (GO): protein serine/threonine kinase activator activity
Source: RefSeq, a predicted model, not a curated record
CCCGAAACAUGGCGGUCAGCGUCCGCGGCCGCUCGCUCAGGAACCUCCGCAUCCGAGGGCGGAAUGACAGCGGAGAAGAGAACGUGCCGCUCGAUCUGUCCCGAGAACCUGAGGACAACCUGCGCGAGAUCCUGCAGAAUGUGGCCAAGCCCCAGGGGGUAUCUAACAUGCGGAAGCUGGGUCACCUGAACAACUUUGUCAAGUUACUCUGUAACGUUGGCCACUGUGAAGAGAAACUAGGUUUUACUUAUGAAGAAAUUAUUUUAUGCUUGCGAUUAGCGUUAUUGAAUGAAGCUAAAGAGGUGCGUGCAGCUGGACUCCGUGCCCUCCGCUAUCUCAUCCGAGACCCCAGCAUUCUACAGAAGGUGCUAAAUCUGCGUGUGGACUAUUUAAUAGCUAGGUGUAUAGACAUACAGCAGAGUAAUGAGGUGGAGCGCACACAAGCACUUCGAUUGGUUCGAAAGAUGAUCACUGUGAACGCAGCACUCUUCCCCAGCUCCAUCACCAAUUCCCUGAUUGCAGUGGGGAACGACGGACUCCAGGAGAGGGAUCGAAUGGUGCGGGCGUGCCUGGCCAUCCUCUGUGAACUAGCACUACAGAACGCAGAGGUAGUAGCUACGAGAGGAGGGCUCAGCACUAUCCUGAAGAACGUGAUUGACUGCCAACUGAACCGAAUAAACGAGGCCCUCAUCACCACCAUUCUCCAUCUCCUCAACCACCCAAAGACACGGAAAUAUAUAAGGGCCGAUGUGGAGCUGGAGCAAAUUUUAGCUCCAUACACGGACUUUCACUACAGACAUAACCCAGACACUGCGGAAGGACAGCUCAAAGAGGAUCGUGAAGCACGCUUACUAGCCAGCAAAAUGGCCAUCGUGGCAGCUUUCCGAUCGUGGGCAGGAAUUAUUAACCUGUGCCGGCCAGGAAACUCGGGGAUCCAGUCUCUAAUAGGAAUUCUAUGUAUACCAAAUAUGGAAGUGCGGCGAGGACUACUGGAGGUCCUGUAUGAUAUCUUCCGGUUGCCUGUCCCGGUGGGCACACAGGACUUUUCUGAAGCUCUGAUCAGUGUAGAUCCCAGCCGAUUCCAGGACUCCUGGCGUCUCUCUGAUGGGUUUAUCGCAGCGGAGGCUAAAACCAUCCUACCCCAUCGAGCUCGGUCCAGGCCUGACCUGAUGGAUAACUACCUGUCACUGGUGCUGUCGGCCUUCGUCAACAACGGGCUACUGGAGAGUUUGGUUGAAGUGAUCACCAGCAGCAAUGAUAACGUGUCUGUGAGGGCCACCAUCCUGCUGGGCGAGCUCCUGCACAUGGCGAACACAAUCCUCCCGUACACGUACAGCCACCACUUGCACUGUUUACCUACCCUCAUGAACAUGGCGGCCUCCUUCGAUAUUCCCCAAGAGAAACGUCUCCGAGCCAGUGAAGCAGUGAACUGCCUGAAGCGCUUCCACGAGAUGAAGAAGCGGGGCCCCAAACCCUACAGCCUGUACCUGGACCUCAUUGUGCACAAAGCCAGCGCCCUGCACCACAGGCGAGACAAUCACCUGCGCUUCCAGAGAGACAUCUUCAUCCUAAAGGACACAGAGGAGGCGAUAAUGCAGAACCUGCGCGACAGUGACGUGCUGAAUAACAAGGACAAUCUGCGUUGGAACUGGAACUUAAUAUCUACCAUCCUCAAGUGGCCCAAUGUCAACUUGAGGAAUUACAAAGAUGAACAGUUACACAGGUUUGUGCGUCGCCUGCUGUACUUCUACAAGCCGAGCAGCAAGCUGUAUGCUAACAUGGAGCUGGAGCACGCCAUGGGCAAGCAGCUGACGGUCGUGGGUUGCCAAUUCACCGAGUUCCUGCUGGAGUCUGACGAGGAUGGACAGAUGUACCUGGAGGAGCUGGUGAAGGACAUUGUGCAGUGGCUGGCCUCCUCCUCAGGCCUGAAGCCUAACCGAAGCCUGCAGAACAACGGGCUGCUCAACACUCUUAGCCAGCACUACUUCCUGCUGAUCGGCACCCUCUCCUCACACCCACAUGGAGUCAAGAUGCUGGAGAAAUGUAACAUGUUCCAGUGUCUGCUCAGCCUCUGUUCCCUGAAGAACUAUGACCACCUGCUGAAGCUGACGGUCUCCACACUAGACUACAGCCGUGACGGGCUGGCCAGAGUCAUCCUCUCCAAGACCCUCACCGCAGCCACUGACAACUGCAGGCUAUAUGCGACCAAACACUUGCGGGUUUUACUGCGAGCCAAUGUGGAGUUCUUCAGCAACUGGGGGAUCGAGCUCCUCGUCACCCAACUGCACGAUAAGAACAAGAGCAUCUCCUCAGAGGCCCUGGACAUCCUCGACGAGGCUUGUGAGGACAAGGCUAAUCUUCAUGCACUGAUCCAGAUGAAGCCAGCUGUGUCCCACCUGGGAGACAAGGGCUUGCUGCUGCUGCUCCGAUUUCUGUCCAUUCCAAAGGGCUUUUCCUACCUCAACGAGAGAGGCUAUGUGACCAAGCAGCUGGAAAAAUGGCAAAAGGAGUACAACUUGAAAUAUGUGGACCUGAUCGAAGAACAGCUGAACGAGGCUCUCACCACAUACCGCAAGCCAGCUGACGGGGAGAACUAUGUGAGGCGCAGUAACCAGAGGUUACAGAGGCCCUAUGUUUACUUACCUGUUCACCUCUAUGGCCAACUAGUCCAUCACAAGACCGGCUGUAAUUUACUGGAGGCCCAGAGCAUCGUCCCAGACCUGAGUUACAGCGUGCGGUCCCCAAGCCUCGACACAUGGGAGGGAGUCAAACAUCUGAAGGCAGCGCUCUGGGCUCUGGGGAACAUUGGCUCGUCUAACUGGGGGCUGAACCUGCUGCAGGAGGAGAACGUGGUUCCUGAUAUGAUAGCUCUGGCCCAGCAGUGUGAGAUCCUCUCAGUCAGGGGGACGUGUGUGUACGUGCUGGGUCUCCUGGCUAAGACUAAGCCGGGCUGUGAUGUGCUGAAGCAGCACUCCUGGGACUGCGUGAGGCACAGCCGCAGGCACCCCUGGCCUGUGGCCCCCGAUGACAUGGAGCAGCUUUACAGUGAGCUGUGCUCAGUGCCCAGCACCCUCAGCCUCAACUCGGAGUGUGCCAGCUCCCGGCACAACAGCGAGAGCGAAUGCUUACCCCAGAGCAUGUUUAUUCUGGAGGAUGAACGUUAUGGGAGCAGCACCACUAGCACCUUCUUCCUGGACAUCAGUGAGGAGGGGGACCCUGGGGUCCCAGAGAGACCCAAAGCCCCCAAAGACAAGGACCGCAGUGCUCUGAGCAUCCUCAGCUCCUCUCGCUUUGUCACCCGACGUUUCUUCAACAACCUCACCUCUCUGCCCAGCAAGAAGCUGCGGAGUGGGAGUGAGUCCAAGACCGGGAAGGCGGGCGCUGAGCGUAAGCAGCUGCCCCGGCGCGUGCGGACGGUGACCGAGCCGGCCAACAGCACCGACUACCCGCCCGGCGACGUCUUCAACGGCAGCCGCGGGAUGCACAAGAGCCACACGCUGAGCCUCGAGACCUCGUUCGUAGGCAGUCGGGAGCCAGGGAGUCGCGGCAGCACGCACAGCAUCUCCGAGUCGGACCUGAAGCGACCGCGGGCACUGGUGGGAGACAAUCACCGGGAGCGCUCGGCGGGCGACGGCAGCACCCAGUUCAAGAGCCGCAGCCAGAGCUUCAACACGGACACGACAACCAGCGGCAUCAGCUCCAUGAGCUCAGUCAGCUCCAGCCCGUCAGGGGAGACCGUGCAGGUGGACACCGACUGUGGGAGUCUGAGCACCAUCGUCAGUGCCAGGACAGUGAAAAACAGCCUCUCACUCACACCACAAACCAACCACCUGCCCCUCGCCAAGUCCAGCUCAGUCUCUUUGGUGCUACCCGGCUCCUCACACACUCUCCCCCGCCGCGCACAGUCACUCAAAGCCCCUUCCGUGGCUGCCAUCAAGAGCCUGACUGACUGCAACUUCAGCUACACCAGCCCGCGGGACGCCUUUGGCUACGCCACCCUCAAGCGGCUCCAGCAGCAGCGCAUGCACUCGUCCCUGUCCCACUCCGAGGCUCUGGCCUCACCAGCCAAGGACGUGCUCUUCACUGAUACCAUCACCAUGAAAACAGGCAGCCUGGACUCCAGACUGACCCCCCGCAGGUUUAUCAAAGCGCUCAGCUUCGCCUCGCUCGAUAAGGAGGAUUUAUUAAGUCCAAUUAAUCAGACCACGCUGCAGCGAUCGUCCUCAGUCCGCUCCAUGGUUUCCAACGCCACGUACGGCAGCACGGACGAUUACAUCGGCCUGGCUCUGCCAACAGACAUCAACGAACUCUUCCAGGUCAAGGAGACCCCGUAUUUCCAGCAGAAGUGCAGCCCCCCGGAUGACGAGCUGUUCUUCCGAGUCCACACACCGGUCACAGAAGGCCCCACCUCGUGCCCCGGCUCCCGGAGUCCCUACCAGGAGCUGAGGCCACAGAUCAGCUUCACGGAGGCCAUGCUGAAAGCUGCGGAGGGUGUCCCGUCCUCCGAUCCUGCAGAGGACACCGGGCUGCAGGAGCACACGGAGGCCGGCUGCCUGUACUGUGCCUGUCUCCACGUCCUGGGCUGUCACAGCAGUCAGUGCAGCCUGAGCCGUGCAGAUUUUCCUGACAUUCCAUACUCUGACUGCUGUGUCCCCGCGAUCCCCAUCCACACACACCUGGAGGUCACACCUCGAUCCAAGAUCUCCGGCAUCUCAGGCUGCAGCGACUCCGUGUCCCAGGGCUCAGCCAACAGCGUCAAGAGCCUGGACAUCGUCAUCGGAGUGAAGCCGGUGAUGGAGGACACCCCUGCCUGCCGUGUGCUGCUGAGGAAGGAGGUGCUGAGGCUGGUCAUCAACCUGAGCAGCUCAGUGGGCACGAAAGGCCAUGAGACCGGCCUCCUGACGAUAAAGGAGAAGUUCCCUCAUGCGUUUGAUGACAUCUGUCUGUACUCUGAGGUGUCCCACUUGCUGGCUCACUGCACCUUCCGGCUGCCCUCACGCAGGUUCAUCCAGGAACUCUUCCAAGACGUGCAGUUCCAGCCACUGUACGAGGAGGCUGACACGGUGCUGGUGGUGGCAGUGAAGCCGGGUGAAGCUGAGCUGAGCGCUGCCUCCUGACCCGGUGUGUGAGUGGCCACGGAGAGAGCCUGUGUAUCCUCCCGGGAUCUGGUACCAACGCACCCAUCACCUCCCUCCCUCUCUCGCUUCCUCCAUCCCGGGGACAGGAGGCACCACCUCACCCCACCCACUGUCUGACUUAUUUAUUUCCCUUCCUCCCUCCCUCCCUCUGUCCUGGAGUUGGAGGGAUUAACACUACAGCAGGUGUGAAACAGCACAGCCCUGACGCCACUAACCUUCUCCUUCCUUCCCAAACCUUUCCCCUUCCCCGCCCCUGUGCCAGUGAGGGAGACAGGCACAGAGCAACGCCAUGAAACUGGGCAGCAGUAGGUCAAUAACCUGCAUUGAGGUUCCUCUGUGCUGGCACAGGUUUCCUGGUGAGGAGCCAAGCACAGAGGAACCUCGCUGCAGGUCACUGUCUGUGCGCAACAUUUGCUGCUCUGACACAAGGGACUGUAGCCAGAGUAGCCAUGUGUGUGAGCCGGGAGAAUUUCCCCCACAGCCCAGCCCAUGGCUCAGCCAGUGUCUGCGCUGUGAGUCACACACACACA